AUGGCCGGCGGUUAUUUCGACCUACCGAUAUUUACCUCCAGGCGUUCAAACCAUACUGAUGAAUACCUUGGUGGGAACAGAUCUGCCCCAGGGCCACGUACUUCUCCCCUUGCAAGCCCCAAUGACAGCUCGUCUCAGGAUAGACCGUUGGACUCCAGCAAUACUCAGGGCAGGCCUCGGAAUGCGGGCAUUCUGAAGAGUACGAAUCGUGUGAAAUUCACCGCCAGCGAGGCCGGCAUUCAACCAGCUCCUGCAGCGGGAUCGACGCCAGAGAUCCGGUUUGACGGAAGGGGCUUAUCACUACCUCAACGCCCAUUGCCCGCCGCCGCCAGCAUUCCAUCUGCAGACAGAGCUUUCCAAGCAUUACCCUCGGUGGAGACCGCCUCCAACGUACCCGCAGGUGUCACGGGCCUCGCGGCCCACCCCCGAGUGAGCCCACCAGAGAUUCCUGGAGAUGAUGAGAUCAGUAGGGAGAAGGGUAGAGCCAUUCAGUUUGCUCAGGAGCGCGCCCAACGAUUGGCGUCCGUGCUGGGGCGUCCUACAAAAUCUCCGAAGCCAAGCCCCCGAUCGAGUGUGCCGUCAUCGCUUGCCUCGACUCCCGAGGUGGUGCUGCCCUCCGAAGACGGUGAUGAAAUUCCCAUGAUCAGCCUCUCUGAGAAAAACUUCUACGACGAUUUCACCGACCAGGACGAAGAUAACCUCGUAGAUGGACGGAAACCCACUCGCACUGAAGAGGCCCAUCAACUCGUUCGACAAAUGACCCGCAAAGACUUCAACUUUCUGACCAGAAUCCGCGCUCCGUCCUCGGGGCUCCGUUCUGGUCAGACCACUCCUCUCGAAGAGAGGGACCCAGACGCCUACGUCGAACCCCCGACCCAUUACCGGGGCGGCAUCCUCUCGUCUCUCCUCAAACUCCACGACCAAUCCGGCAACCCCUACUCGCGCGGCCGAUAUGUCCACUCCCGCCAGAGCAGUCUGGGGGAGAUCAGCAGCCGGGGCGCCUCUCCCGACUCCGGCUGGAAAUCCCAUCGGCCGCGGAAGUGGUAUGAAAAAUCCCCUAGCCAGUCGAGCACCUCGCUCUCCGGCUCGACAACCAAGACCUCUUCGAGCUCGCCCAUCGCAAUGCUCAAGCGCUCGCGGAGCAGCGGUCCGACACCCGGCAUGGGUAAACGCUGGGGCAAGCCGCAGCUAGAAGACGAGAUCCGCAUCACCGUACACAUCGCGGAACUCCUCUCGCGCCAGCGAUACCUCAUCCGGCUCUGCCGGGCACUCAUGAAGUAUGGCGCGCCGACCCACCGUCUCGAGGAAUACAUGACCAUGACGGCUCGGGUUCUGGAGAUCGAUGGCCAGUUCCUGUACAUACCAGGCUGUAUGAUCAUCUCGUUUGACGAUGCGUCCACGCACACCACUGAGGUGAAAGUGGUGCGGUCGCCGCAGGGCGUCGACCUGGGCAAGCUUUCGGAUGUACAUACGAUCUACAAGGAGGUGAUCCACGACGUGAUCGGAGUGGAGGAAGCCAUCCAACGGCUAGAGGAGGUGAUGAAAGCGAAGAACAAGUACCCGGUAUGGAUGCUCAUCCUGGUCCACGGAUUCGCCUCCAUGUCGGUAGCACCGUUUGCGUUCAACGGCCGCCCCAUCGACAUGCCGAUCGCCUUCCUGCUGGGCUGCCUGCUGGGCGUGCUGCAGCUGGUCCUGUCGCCGCGCUCGAACCUCUACUCCAACGUGUUUGAGAUCUCCGCGGCGGUGUUGACCUCGUUCCUCGCGCGCGCCUUUGGCAGCAUCCGCUAUGAGGGGGAGCGGCUCUUCUGCUUCUCGGCAUUGGCGCAGUCCUCCAUUGCGCUCAUCCUUCCGGGGUACAUGGUGCUGUGCUCCAGCCUGGAGCUACAGUCGCGCAGCAUUGUGGCCGGCUCCGUGCGCAUGGUCUACGCCAUCAUCUACUCGCUCUUCCUCGGGUUCGGCAUCACCAUCGGCACGGCCGUCUACGGCCUGCUCGACUCGGACGCCUCGAACGAUUACACGUGCCCGCCCUCGCCGAUUCGCAACGAGUACCUCCAGCACUUCCCCUUCGUGAUCCUCUUCACCCUCUGUCUCGCGCUGGUCAACCAGGCCAAAUGGAAGCAGAUCCCCAUGAUGCUCCUCAUCGCGUUCGCCGGGUACGUGACCAACUACUUCGGCGCCAAGCGCUUCGCCUCCUCCACGCAGGUGUCCUCCGCUCUCGGCGCCUUCGUCAUCGGCGUCCUUGGCAACCUCUACAGCCGCCUGCGCCAUGGCCUCGCCGCCGCCGCGAUGCUCCCGGCCAUCUUCGUUCUCGUCCCCUCCGGCCUCGCCGCUAGCGGCUCCCUCAUCUCCGGCAUCGCCUCCGCCCAGUCUAUCACCUCCAACGCUUCCCCCUACGCCGUCAUCUCGAACGGCACUCAGGGCUUCGUCGACGCCGCGCGCAACAUGACUCAGGCCUCCGCGGAUCAGUUCCACGGCGUCGUCUUCGACAUCGGCUAUGGCAUGGUCCAGGUCGCCAUCGGCUUUACGGUCGGUCUAUUCCUUGCCGCGCUGGUUGUCUACCCACUCGGCAAGAAACGAAGCGGCCUGUUUAGUUUCUGA
Messenger RNA from Aspergillus clavatus NRRL 1, 2598 nucleotides. Its product is annotated as threonine/serine exporter family protein. NCBI's taxonomy places the organism in Eukaryota, Fungi, Ascomycota, Eurotiomycetes, Eurotiales, Aspergillaceae. Gene Ontology annotation, molecular function: transmembrane transporter activity. The transcript has a single exon. Gene Ontology annotation, biological process: transmembrane transport. The record is from RefSeq and is a predicted model, not a curated record. The coding region runs from base 1 to 2598 and encodes 865 amino acids.